GCAAAAAGUCAAAGGCACUUUGGAAAACAUAUCGGAUCAAGUAAAAAGAUAAAAGAAUAAAAUAGUCCUACAAUUUGUCGAUCGUUUUGAGAGAUGACAUCAAUAGUGACCAUAAUAUUCGCUCUGGCCGCUUGUGAAAUUGUGGCAGGAAGGGAAUUCAGCACUAGACUUCGAGUUGUUCAAGACGUUACUUUGGAAAGAGGCAACGUGAAUUUUGAUUACCUGAAGUACCUCAUUGUUGGAACUCAUCCUAAUUACCCCCUGAAACGCAGUCUCGUCCAAUUCCAUCCCCUGCAGGUCCAUGGCUGUGACCAUGUGAAGAGGGCUUAUCUUUUUCUUUACUAUGCAUACGCCCACAAAGCAAGCUUCAUGUCCAACGCUCAGGUACCUAGUUUCCCACGUCAAAUUGUAGCCCAUCAAGUGGUAAAAUAUUGGAGUGAAUCUCAAGCAACCAGCACAAAGCGUUAUGGAAAUCACUAUUGGGAUAAACAAUGGUUAAAUCUCGGGACUGAUGCAUUUUUUUAUCCAACAAGUUCUGGUGUUACCAUCACCCCUGGAGUAAACCAUCCUGGUUUUUAUCCUAUCGACGUCACAAGUGCUGUUCGAAAUUGGAAAAAUGGUCAAUCAAACUUUGGUCUUCUAAUCCGAGCGACAAACGAAGUCCGUCAAGGUAGAGAUUUCCGUUUUUAUAGUAAAUCUGCAUAUUCAUUUCAACAUCCAUAUAUAUCUGUGAUCUGCGAGUCUAAUUCUUCUGGUGGUAAUGGUGGUAUAGUUCCUGUGUCAGGAGGAGGAAUUGGUCCAGCCGUGUAAUGAAUUUUGUACUGACAGAACUUUGAAACUAAAUAUUUCAUAGUAAUUGAAGUUGUAACUGCAUGUAAUCAUUUGCUUUCUAAAUA
Molecule: messenger RNA, 896 nt
Organism: Dendronephthya gigantea
Lineage: Eukaryota; Metazoa; Cnidaria; Anthozoa; Malacalcyonacea; Nephtheidae
Exons: 2
Coding region: 94-810 (238 amino acids)
Source: RefSeq, a predicted model, not a curated record